Molecule: messenger RNA, 1809 nt
Organism: Solanum lycopersicum (tomato)
Lineage: Eukaryota; Viridiplantae; Streptophyta; Magnoliopsida; Solanales; Solanaceae
Product: receptor-like protein 44
Molecular function (GO): protein binding
Source: RefSeq, a predicted model, not a curated record
ACUGGAAUAGUCGUUUUCAUAGGCGUUCAAGUGUGCUCCACAAUACAAAAAAUGAAUAACUCAAUGCGCACUCUCUCUCGUGCCUCUAUUUUCCCCUUCUCCUUUCACUUUCACCUAACACUCUUCCAAUUCUUUAAUUUUUCUUUGGUGAUUUGCCAUUGUAGAAUGAGUGCUCUGCUGCCUGGCCCCAAAAUCACAUCUCUUUCUCUCACUUAUUUGGUCUCAAACCAUUACAUAAAGUAUGACUUAAAUAAAUGAAUGAAAUAAACUCAUUCUCAGCAGCACACCAACACGACACUUUUUAGUUUUUAUUAAUUCUCUACUCCCUCCCCUUUUUUCUGUUACUAUAAAUUAAAUGGUACAGUCAUAGAAUGGAAUAACAGAAAUCCCUCUUAUUUUUAUUUUUUUUGGGUUGUUUCUUCUCCCCAACAAAGUUUUAUUAAACAAAAAAAAGAAAAAAAAAAGAGAGAACACAAGCCUCUUUUUUUUGGCCCUUUAUUUCUCUUACUGCGGCUCUGCCUCUGCCGCUGCUAACGUUGUUUGCUGACAAAUUUCAGAAGAAGAGUAAAAAGAGAGAGCCACCACCUCCUACAAUAUUCUUGAUUUUUCUCUCUCGUUUCUCAUUUCACUUUAGCUAAAUGGGUAUUUGGAGCAACCUAGUUGUGCUCCUCGUUAUUUUCCCUUUUUGUACAUCAGAUCCAAACGAUGAGAUGUGCUUGACUCAUCUCAGUCAAUCUUUACAAGACCCUCUGAAGAAUCUUCAAAACUGGACUAAAUCCUCUUUCGCUAAACCUUGUGAUGGGUUCACUUCAUAUCUACAAGGGGCAACUUGUAACAAUGGCCGAAUCUACAAAUUAUCCCUUUCCAAUCUCUCGCUUAAAGGUACCAUUUCUCCUUAUCUCUCUAAUUGCACCAAUCUACAAGCUCUGGACCUCUCCUCCAACGCAAUAUCCGGCCCAAUACCUCUAGAACUCCAAUUCCUAGUCAAUCUGGCUGUUCUCAACCUCUCAGCUAAUCAACUUUCAGGCCCAAUUCCUGAACAGCUCGCCAUUUGCGCUUACCUCAACGUCAUCGAUCUUCAUGAUAAUCAGCUUAAUGGGCUCAUCCCCCAGCAACUAGGCCUCCUUGUACGGCUAUCAGUUUUCGACGUAUCCAACAAUAGAUUAUCGGGUCCGAUACCAGCGUCACUGGGUAACCGGAGCGGAAACUUGCCCCGAUUCAAUGCCAGUUCGUUUGAUGGGAAUAAGGAUCUUUACGGGUACCCAUUGCCACCCAAAAAGAGUAAUGGGCUAUCAGUUUUGGCAAUUGUAGGGAUCGGACUAGGAAGUGGAUUCUUGAGUUUGGUGCUAAGUUUUACUGCUGUUUGCAUAUGGUUGAGAGUUACUGAGCAAAAAUUGGAUGCUGAAGAAGGAAAAAUCAGUCAUCUUAUGCCUGAUUAUUGAAGAAACACAAAAUCAUACUUUUCAGAUUACAGGUAUCUUAAAUUCUUUAUGAGGCUGCUCUGUUUUGCCCCUUUUCUUUUUAAUUUGGGUUUAAAUUCUAUUGAGGAAUUAAAUUCACCCAUUUCCUAGUUUUUGGCUUUUUAUUUUUUAGAUCAUUAUUUUCAUUUUGUUUAGCUUCGUUUUCUAACAUUUGACCCCAAUAUGUAAAGACUUGAAGAAAAUUUGGAAUUGAGUUUGUAGUACAUAAUUACUUUUAGCAUUAAUCUGUAUUCUAAUUUGAUGCCUGGGCAGUGGGUUGGCUUGUGUCCACUCCAGGUUGUACAAAUUAUACGUGGAGAUCGUACUUAUCCUAAUAUUAAAAAAAUAA